AUGGGCGCCGACUUCAACAAUGACUUCCAUCAUUGUUCCUUCCCUUGGGAAGAAGGAAGCGAUUUUUCCGGAUGUUCUUUGUGCGCUUCACAACAUGCCCUCCUGCAAGAUCCUCGGGUCAAUCGGGAGAGGAAACAAAAACCUGUCCCAAAGGGUACUGUACCACACACAGGAGUCUCGGCUUCAUGCUCAUGCGAUGGUGUCGGUGAAACAAUGGCGAUUGGGCUUGGCUUUGUGAAGGUUGUGUGGGCUUUUGUGGGUUCGAGGGAUAUGUUCAUCGGUUGUCGUCUGCUCCCAGACAUUCCUCAACUCCUGUUUGCGCCUGCGUUUGAUACUCGCCCUCUUAUUUCUCGAAUGACCGCAAUUGUUCUGGUCGGAGAAACGUGCGAUUACUAUUGUUCGAACGCUUUGACUUAUCAGCCCAUUUCUAGUCGGCAUGGGGGCGAUGUCCUUAGUCGGUGCUAA
This is a messenger RNA of Penicillium mononematosum, 465 nucleotides long. RefSeq lists its product as uncharacterized. The transcript has 2 exons. Bases 1 to 465 code for a protein of 154 amino acids. Lineage: Eukaryota; Fungi; Ascomycota; Eurotiomycetes; Eurotiales; Aspergillaceae. The record is from RefSeq and is a predicted model, not a curated record.